Molecule: messenger RNA, 3337 nt
Organism: Ricinus communis (castor bean)
Lineage: Eukaryota; Viridiplantae; Streptophyta; Magnoliopsida; Malpighiales; Euphorbiaceae
Product: probable serine/threonine-protein kinase At1g54610
Exons: 7
Coding region: 751-2991 (746 amino acids)
Biological process (GO): positive regulation of transcription elongation by RNA polymerase II; protein phosphorylation
Cellular component (GO): nucleus; cyclin-dependent protein kinase holoenzyme complex
Molecular function (GO): cyclin-dependent protein serine/threonine kinase activity; RNA polymerase II CTD heptapeptide repeat kinase activity; ATP binding
Source: RefSeq, a predicted model, not a curated record
UUGUGAACUAUUAUUAUUAUUGUUACUCCUCACUGCUAUUGCUGUACUCUCUCUCUCUAACAAAUGAACAAUGCCCUAGAUCUUUCUCUAUCUCCACUCUCUUUCUCUACAUGUCCUAGUUUUCUCUUUCUAGGGUUUUCACUUUCUAGUUUCCAUAUCACACCACUCUUUUUCCUUUCUUAUUUUUUUUUUCUCUUCAACUUAUUUGUUGAGUGAAUGUGUUAUUUUCUAGUUUAUUUUUUUUGGUUAGAUUUUUUAUGGAUUUAUGGAUUUGUUGGAUGAGAAAUUGUGAAUUUUGGUUGGUUUUUCAUUGCAAAAUAGCAAGCAUUUUAAAGGGUUUUACUUUGAAGUGGUGAUUCUUGAUUAUUUCAUUGCAAAACAAUAAUAAGAAGAAGAAGAUAAGGUUUUGUUGGGUGCUUUUGGAAUUUUCAGUUACUGGAUUUGGUAGAAUGUGCAGCCAUUACUGAGAUUUUCUCCAUAAUUUUGGAGUUUCUAGUGAUUUCUUGUUGUAAAGUUAUAAUCUUUGAAGUAGUUAUUGUUAAAUGUUAUGUUCAUUUGGCUGCAAAAAUGGGAUUGUUAGAAUUUUGAGUUAUAUUUAUAUAGCUUAGAUUCCUUCCUUUAUCUUUUAAAGGAAUAUUCUUUGGUUGUGUUUGAUGCAAAUGGGGAAAGGAAGAACAUAAUUGUAAAGAAAAGAUGAGAAAUUUUAUUUGUAAGUAUUGGUUUUGAAGAAGGGUGGCGUAGAAGUAGUUUAUGUGUAUAAUGGGUUGCGUUUGUUGUAAACCCUCUGCGAUUGAGGAUAGCAAAGACAGCCCAGGAGAGAGGCUUUCUAGUAAGGCCUCAUCAGACUUGCGAGUAUCAAGGGCCACCUCUUCAAGGAGGGAGGAAGCAUACAGAGUGAAAGAUCGAUAUGAUAGUAAUGAUGGAAGAGCAAUGUUGAUUGAUAAGCACUCAAAUGGUUCAGUUAGAUUACAUGGAGGUGAAAAUGCUGAUAGGAAAAGGGAGAAGAUGGAAUAUGCUGUUGCUCAACCUCAUCCAGGAAAGGGUACUGUACCAAAAGCAAUUGAAGGGGAACAGGUUGCAGCAGGGUGGCCUUCUUGGCUAGCUGGAGUGGCUGCAGAAGCAAUCAAGGGAUGGCUUCCACGACGUGCAGAUUCUUUUGAGAAGCUGGAUAAAAUUGGUCAGGGAACUUAUAGUAAUGUCUAUAGAGCUCGUGACCUUGAUCAGAAGAAGAUUGUUGCUUUGAAGAAAGUAAGGUUUGACAACCUGGAACCUGAAAGUGUUCGGUUUAUGGCCAGGGAAAUCCACAUUUUGCGUAGGCUUGACCAUCCUAAUGUGAUAAAACUAGAAGGUCUAGUUACAUCGAGGAUGUCUUGCAGUUUGUACCUUGUAUUUGAAUACAUGGAGCAUGACUUGGCUGGGCUUGCUUCACACCCUGGACUGAAGUUUACAGAGCCACAGGUACUUGUACAAGCUUUAUCCUCAGGAAUUAUGUCUAUUGUAGGCCUGUUUUUCCAUAUUCUGGCUAUAUGGUCUAAUUUAUGUAUUUGUUGCCAGGUGAAAUGUUACAUGCAACAGCUUUUGCAGGGGCUUGAUCAUUGUCAUAGCCGUGGUGUUCUACACCGAGACAUAAAAGGCUCUAACUUAUUAAUUGACAAUAAUGGUAUCUUAAAAAUUGCAGAUUUCGGUCUAGCAAGUUUUUAUGAUCCAACAUAUAUUCAACCGCUCACAAGCCGAGUUGUAACUCUUUGGUACCGUCCUCCGGAGCUUCUUCUUGGAGCCACUUACUAUGGGACUGCUGUUGAUUUAUGGAGUACGGGUUGCAUACUUGCUGAACUAUAUGCUGGCAAGCCUAUUAUGCCUGGAAGAACUGAGGUGGAGCAGCUGCAUAAAAUUUUCAAGCUCUGUGGCUCACCUUCUGAGGAUUACUGGCGGAAAUCGAAAUUGCCUCAUGCCACAAUCUUUAAGCCUCAACAGCCUUAUAGACGCUGUGUUGCAGAAACAUUUAAGGAAUUCCCUGCACCAGCUUUAGCACUUAUGGAGACUCUACUAGCUAUUGACCCUGCAGAUCGUGGAACUGCAGCUUCUGCUCUGAAGAGUGAGUUCUUUGCAACAAAACCACUUCCAUGUGAUCCUUCAAGCCUGCCUAAGUAUCCUCCCAGCAAAGAGUUUGAUGCAAAAAUGCGGGAUGAGGAAGCGAGAAGACAAGGACCAGGAGGAAGCAGGGGCCAGAGACCUGAUAUUGAAAGAAGAGGGACAAGAGAAUCUCGAGCAAUCCCGGCUCCUGAUGCCAAUGCGGAGUUAGUCUUAUCGAUGCAGAAAAGACAAGGUCAAUCCAAUUCUAAGAGCCGGAGUGAGAAAUUUAAUCCUCAUCCAGAAGAAGUUGCUUCUGGCUUUCCCAUCGACCCACCUAGACCAUCGCAAGUAGAAUCAGGUGUAGAUCCACAAGGGCACCAACAUAAGAGAGCUUCCCAUUCUGGAUCUUUGGUUCACCGAGCUGCCUGGGCAAAGGCUGGUAGAAACCCAGAUGAUGCUCCAAAGGUUUCUACAGGGGCUGACUUGUCAACAGUGUCAGGUUUAGUAGCGGCACGGAGAAGUUUAUUAUCUGAAGAUCGAAGAGAAAGAUCUGGCUCAUCACAGCCUGAAGUUCCAAAACUAAUGUCAAGAUUUCCAGGUUCCUUCAAGGAAGUCUCAGAAUCUUUUGUGCACCAGGACCAAAAACUUCAGGGUGUUGCAAGUUCUCACCAAAAAGAUGGAAGAAUCAGCAAUAAUGAUCCAGUCCUUGUUGGGUAUGGGUCAAAAGGUCACAAAAUCCAUUAUUCUGGUCCAUUGCUUGUUCCACCAGGGAACGUGGAUCAGAUGUUGAAGGAUCACGAUCGGCAGAUCCAAGAAGCAGUUCGACGAGCUCGCAUAGACAAGGCAAAGGUCAGAAAGGUUCAGGUCGAGGGGAACCAACAACUAUCAACGAAUUCAAUAUUUGUUUCCGGUCGCUGAGCCCCGACUGAGCAUUAAUGUCAGGAAGAUCACUGCAGAAUAAGUUGACUGGUGGUUUUCUCAUGUUAAAUAUUGAAGGUUAAGUUGUUGGGUAGGGGGUUCCUUCUUUUUUUUUUUUUUUUUUUUUUUUUUGUAUAGGGGUUGUUCUUGGGAAAAGGUUAGCUAGAAGCCAUAUUAUAGCUGCUGAUUGAUAAAAUCUCUUGCCCCUUGUCUCUGUCUGCAGAUUAUAAUGUGUAUUUACUUGUCAUUCUGGGACUGCAACUAUCUAUGGGCCAUUCUUGUAGAGCAAUUUUAUUAGUCAUACGCUGUAGAGUAAUGACAUUAUUAUUAUUAUUAUUUUUUUUAA